UUUUGAUGAACGUUUACUUUUUCCCUUUUGUUUCUUGCCGCAUGUUGUUUGCGCAUGUUUUCGAGUUUUGUAUUUAUAGACCAAGGUUCAUCUAUGACCUCACUUCCGGUAAGUUGUCCCAGCCAUUUUCGGGCCCUAGGUUCUUAUUUCUUGUACGGAAGGAUUUAUAGCCCUCAACACUUGAGAACAGAUGUCCGUCCUUUUUAACUGCAGGUCUUUAAGUAAAUAUGCCAAACAAUUAUAAGACAUGAAAAAGAGGGAUACUGAAAUGGCUGCUGCAUAUUUGGGGGUGUCUGUUUCCAAAGGGUCAGAGCAUCGUCACUCUGGCAAUGCUGGUGCAACUGGAGGCUCUCCAUUCUCAAUCAGCCGAUUUCUCUCAUCUCGUAGUCGACGUCGCCAACACUCCAAGUCACGCAUGAGCUUAGACUCUGAAUCGACUCGAUCAGAAUCCAGCCUUGCUGCACACAAUGUAGCCAGUACUUCUCUGCCAGCUUUUCACAGCAGCAUAGCAGCACCCCCCUUGUCACGUAGUAACAAUGCAACUGCCAUCAAUUCUGUCGUUAAAAACAUGUCUGCAGGAGGUCCUCAGAGUGCCUCAUCAGUUUCGUCCAUUGUGUCCAAAAAGCAAGGCAAUGGCAUUGAAGGUCCCCAUCGAGAGUGCCCAGUUUGUCUUACAGAACAAAGUGCGGACUGCUUCCCUCCCAUACAAACCUGUCAUCAUCGUUCAUGUGUGCAAUGCCUGCGUCAGUACCUGCAGAUUGAGAUAAGUGAGUCCCGUGUCAACAUUGCAUGUCCAGAGUGCAAUGAAAGAUUCCAUCCAAAUGAUAUGCGUGCCAUCUUGGAGGAUGAGGUCCUUAUGGGAAAGUAUGAAGAUUUUAUGUUGAGACGUGUCUUGGCCAUGGAUCCUGAUACACGAUGGUGUCCUGCUCCAGACUGUGGUUAUGCAGUAAUUGCUGCGGGCUGCGCAGGAUGUCCCAAACUAAAAUGUGAGCGAGAAGGGUGUGACACUUUUUUCUGCUACCACUGCAAACAGCGCUGGCAUCCUAACCAAACCUGUGAUGCUGCUCGUGCAGAACGCUCGCCAAACAUUCGUUCAGCUUCUAUUAGCUACAGCCAUGAGUCCAAUUCUCAAAAUGAGAUAAAACCUUGUCCAAGAUGUGGGGCCUUCAUUGUGAAGAUGAAUGAUGGUUCAUGUAAUCACAUGACAUGUGCCGUGUGUGCUGCAGAGUUCUGCUGGCUUUGCAUGAAGGAGAUUUCAGAUCUUCACUAUCUAAGUCCUUCAGGUUGCACUUUCUGGGGACGAAAACCUUGGAGCCGCAAAAAGAAGAUCUUGUGGCAGCUGGGUACGCUGGUUGGGGCACCUGUAGGUAUCACACUUGUUGCAGGAAUUGCUGUACCAGCCAUGAUAAUUGGCAUUCCAGUUUGGGUGGGGCGCAAGAUUCAUGCCCGGUACAGGCUUGCUUCAAGACAUAAGCGAAACCUGGCUAUAACAGGGGGAGUGGCAGCCUCCAUAUUAGCCUCUCCCAUCAUUGCUGGUUUGGCUGUUGGUAUUGGGGUCCCCAUCUUGUUGGCUUAUGUGUAUGGUGUGGUACCCAUCUCUCUUUGUCGAAGUGGUGGAUGUGGUGUCACCACGACCAACACAGGUGGAGUCCGCUUUGAGUUUGAUGAGGAAAAUGAAGCUGCUGGACAAGGAAACUAUGCAGGUGAUAACCACAGCGAGACAAUGCCACCUGUUGCCAACCCCAGCAUUGCUCCAAGCAUUGGUGAUGCAUCUCUAGGCAUGACAAACAGCCUCAGUGCCAGUGGUAGUCAUAUGGAUCGUGUUGGAGUGCUAAGAGAUGCGGACAGCGAUCGGGAUUCUGCUUCCAAUCGAGCCAUAGCUGGUGCCAGUCUUAACGGGAGCCUUUGUGGUAGCACAUACACUAACAAACUAGAGGUGCAGGUUGAUGUGGUAGCCAGUGGUGGGCCGCAAAAACGAGCCAGCUUUAGCAGUGAGUCGGCCAAUUUCAGUCUGAGUGAGAGAUCUGCCACGGUCUCCUUCGAUGAAGUCAGCAUGCGUGUUGCCUACUCUGAUGGACAGGGCAGGGACAAUGGUGAGACCAUUGCAAGUGCAGAGGGGAGUGAAGCUCGGGAUGCUGACGUGCAUACCAUUGAUAGUGCCGACUGGGUAAACAGUACACCAUCAGGUGCUUCGGCUACUUCCCCACAAAGUCCCCAUGCUCCCUGCCGAAGUGGCUUGGGGGAAGAGAUCAAGCAUGGCACCAAGUGUAAAAAGCUAACGCGCUUUGUAGAUGAUGUUGCUGAAAUAACUGCCUCAGCUGCCUGUUGUAAACUGGAGGAGGUGGAAUUCAGCAGAGUGGAGAGCCGAUCUCGAGAUAGGAGAAGCAGUGAGCAGUCCCCACUUCGAGAAGAACCUACUCUUGGCCCUAGCAUGGGUUUCAAGGAAGGGCCACCAGUGAAAAGAAGUUGCAGCCAGGGUCGUAAAGAGGGGAUAGCUGACCGCCCUAAGACAAUUUGUCUGACAAAAGAGCAGCGACAAAUUCCACAAUCAGCCAGUCUUCUGCGAAAAAGUGCUGUUGCAGAUGUUAAUGAUGCUGAGGAAAUAAAACAUGGUGGCUUGGAAUCAGGUCCAUCUGAAACAGGGGCGGGACUUUGUGGGACUCCAUUAGAGAAUGCUACAUCACACGUGACCAUUGGCAGGGACUCAGGUGAUGCUGCUUUGCCUGAAGUGGACACUGACAAGCCGGUUGGCCCCUAUCAGUCAUCUGCAAGUACUGAAGAUGCUAGUGAGCCUCAAUUCCUGGGUAGCCGAGGUAGAAGCCUCAGCUGCUUUUCGUUACACAAAACUUCCCUGGAAGAAACUGCUGCGGCUGGUGAAACUCUUUCAUCCUCAACAGGGUUGACUGGGGACAAAGAAUGCUGUAGGCCACAGCAAGGAAGCAUACGCAGGCACAGUUAUGAACAGGCCCUUCAGCAUGAUCAGACAAUGCCCAUUUUGUUGAAAUUGUCUCAGUGAUGUCACAAAUAAGCUUCUAAAUGGUUUGAUGUUUGUUGUCAGUGGACUCGUAUACUACUGCUAGCCUGUGAUCAUUGAUCAUGACAAGAUUUUCACUCCUGCAAACCCAAAGAAAAAUAGACAAGAAAUCAUUACCAUGCCAAAUCAGCUUUUAGCCGAAUGAUAAAUUAUGCUUUUUUGAAAGAAGCAGGGAAAAACAUCCUUGAGUGAUCUUCCAUUUCCUGUGAUAUCUUGGACCAGAAAUUUUUCUUUAAUUAACAAACAUGGUAUGUAUUGAAGAAAAAUUUUCAUAACCAUGUUAUUAGCAUUGUAAACAUUACGUAAAGAAAUGGUAGAAAUGUAGUUAAAUUUAAGAUUGUCCUUAAAUACUGACAUAGUUUGUGAGUGGUGUGUGUGUGUGUGGAUAUAUAAUAAAAUCAAAUUAUUUUUAUGCUUUCUGCAGUCAGUGGAACUCGCAGAGCUUUUCUUUAUUUCUUCAUAAACAAUGUCUAAACAUGCACACAUAGAAAAUGAUUUUUAGUUGUUCAGUUUGCCAUAUUUUUCUUGAAUUCCUUAUGCACAUUUGUUGAGGUAAUCUUAGGCUUGUGAUAUUUAACAUUCUCAGUACCUUUGUUUUCAUAGUACAGUUUUUAGUUUCACAAAUUUGAGUCCUUAGGCUCUUGGUUUGCAUCUCACAGAAUACGAGAAUAAUUUUGAGAUUUGUUCUUGCAUACUCGUGUGCAACAUUUUCGCAGCAGGGUCUUCAAGAUGCUCUCUCUUUCUUUUUAUGUACCUUCCAAGAAUUUAUGAGAUGUACAAUAUUUUUUAGCCAUGGAUUUGGAAGGUGUCAUUUAGAUGUGCUAAUUACCUUUGACUGUCAGCAAUGCAAACAGAUUUACAGAAAGAAAUGGAGGUUUUUUUUCUUCCCCUUUGAUAUAACCAUACAGAGUUCAAUAGCACACACUUUCUAUGCUGAGCACCUACUGUUUUCUAAAUGUGCAUGCAUGUGAGCACCACUGUGUAUUCAUGUGUGCAAUCACAGAACUCCAUGAACCUGCAGUUAAAGAGCCAUAUGUAGACACAAAAGAUGUAAAUUGUACUAAACUUGUGACUUUAUUUUUUUUUAGGAUAUACACUGUUCAGUUGAAAGAUCCGAUUUGUUCUUACUUGCUCUUUCGCAUUUUCUUGUGUGUUAUUUUGUUACUUUAGUUAAGUUAGAAGCUUAAAUGACUACCAGAUGUGAUAACUUACAAAAGCAUUCAGAAAUGACUAAACAUUUCCCCAUCAUGGUCUCCAGUUUAGCCAGUUGUCAUAUUAUCUCCACAUCCAUCUAAAUGUCUCUCAGUUUACAGUAUGUUCAGCAGUACUUCCACACCUGUUCCUGAAGUAUAUUUGUGUGAAGAUAUAUAUAUCUUGUAUUUAACUUGUAUGCUUCCUAACCAUUCAAUGUUGCCACAUACUUUUGUGUUAAUGUAUUGAGAAAUUUGUGAGUGGCUGUCAAGAGCACUUCAAAAAUGAGCUUCAGGGUGAUGUCCGGCCAGUCAGGUAGUACCUUCUUGUCACUCACUUAUAGCCUGGAUUUAUAUCAGACUAUUUUUGAAGACUAUUCAGUGAUCAUGUAUACAGCCUUUACUAAAUAUUUGUUAGCUGUAAUGUACAAACUCUGUUUUUGUCGACAUUGAAGUGCAGGCCUGGAAAAUAGCAUUGGGAAUAUGUAAUACUGAUAAUGUCCUUUAUUUGUAAGGCCUUUUGGCUGCUUAGAUGAUUUUUUUCAGCCCCAGGAGGGUUACAUUUAUUCUGUAUGUCUAUAUCAGACCAGCAUUGGUGUGGUUCCGUUAAAUAGUGGCUUUUUUUUUAAAGCAUAGUCAUUGCUUUUAGCAAGUGUUUCCCCUGUAUUGAAUUAUAAUUGCUUUCAGCUUAAGGUCUUUCCUUGAUUUAGAGUCAAACUUACUGUAUCUGUGACCUUGGAAGGUGACCAAGUCGAAGGAAUGUUGCUGGGGCAGGGAUUUAAAGAAUGAAUAUUGAUAGUUGUUUAGCCAGACGCUGGAGCAGGUCAUGAAGUAUUGAUGACAGACUAGAAAAAAGGUAAAGGUCAUCCUUAACCUUUUCAGGUUUAUUGGGGUGAGGUGCUAGAAACCUUACUUUUCUUGGGGCUAGCUUUAUGUGAGGGUCAUGCCCAUCUCUUCCUCGGUGUUUUACCUUUCCCAACCCUCUUUGCAGUCAGAACCCAUUCCCACCAGCUGGCUCGACUUGGGGAAGUUUGCUGCACUAAUCCGGAAUUGAACCAACACGCUCACUGUUCGAACGUGCAUGCUUUAAGCACUUGGCUAUCUGCUUCCCCUAGUCUGCUGCAGUUCCUAAAAGAAAAAGAAAAGAAAAUCGCAUUAUGUCAUGAAAUUGGACCCAGAAAUGACUUUGUGGAAACCUUCCAUUGAAGAACAACUUUGAAUGAUCAUGGCUGCCAAUAUUCACAGAAAUGAAUAUUUACUCAUUUCAGAAUUGCAUUCUGGUAAAAAGUUGUUUAAGUGUUGUUACAAAGAAAGCUGAGAACUUACAGAUGUUGCCUGCAGGUCGAGAUAAUGUUUUUGUGAAGACCAUGAAUUUGAGGUUACAUGGACUUUUGGGCAGAGGCAUUGUAUGCCUUAGAAGGCAUCUCCUUGCUCCUGUCCUUUUUCUUGCUCAUUUGCUUCACUAGUUGCAUUUUAAGUACUUUAUGUUGGGGGAGGGGAAAUGCCAAUCUGUUUAGGGGUUUGUUGAUAAAGCUAUAGUACAAACUAAUGCAGUUUCUGAAAUGCAUUCCUGCAGAGGUAGAUAGAGGGAGCCUCUGUCAGGCGUAAGUGUGCUGAGCUGUUAACACACAUUUGCUGCAGUCAGUGGCAUAUAAAAUCAGUUUUUCAUAAAACAGUAUCAUUUUAUGACUUCUCAUUGAAUACUGUCUUUCAGUGGGUCUCUUAUUGGACAUAUUAAUUGAAGAACACAUACUCAGUACGAAACUGUUUUCAUAUUGUUGUUAUUAAAAUUUACUCAUUUGCUGCGAUAUAAUUGCUUUUAGUAUGUUGAAACUAUCUGAAUCUUUCUGUCCUUUCUCUUAGUAUUUCAAUAAGUGUCACCUUUUUUAUUUGUGCAAUAACAGGUAUAUGUACAGGUCAAGAUGCACUUUAUGCAGUUUAAAAUUUCUAACCAAUAUUCAAGUUUAUUCAUGAGUGGUGGUGAUUUUCGUUAUCUGGAAAUGUGAUUGCUAAUGCAUUUGCUGCAAUAAAAAAAUGUCAAGUUAAACCUUCUGUUUAGUCUCAAGGGAACUAUGCAUGCACAGACAUCCAUUUAUGCCCACACAUGCUCGCAAGCAGAGAUCUGCAGAUGAAGAUACUGUUGUAGGCAGUAAUCUUUAUUGAGAGUUGCAUUGAAAAAUGUGUUAGCUACAAAAUUUCAUUUUAGUUUUAAAAUGGAUGAUGUAAUUAAUCUUCAGUGUGUCCUUUUAUUCUCAUAUUUGUGCAAUUAGCAGGGUGAAAGUUGAUUUUCAUGUGUACAUCCCAGAUGUUGAAGUUUCGGCUUCGUGUCUUUUUAGGUAGGAGGUAGUGAUAGAAAACACUUUUAAGUUGAGUGUCUGAGCUUCUGUACUUUGUGUUGGAAGAAAACUAAUUUUUGCGUUUAUUAUUAUAGCACUUUAAUAACAAAUUCUGCAUAAAGAGUGAGUAUGGUUUGUGCAGGAAGCCAUGUUUUGUAUACUGAAGCUUAAUCAUGAUAUGUAAACUCAUAACCAUUGAUUUAAUUGACAGUGCUAGGAGUGGGCUAUAGUUGCAGAGAUGAAAAAGGAUACUGGAGGCAAAGACAUGCUUCCGUCCAGGAAGCCCUUUUUAUACUGCUUUUUAUGGGCCUAGAGUUGCUUUUCCUGAAAGAUGAUGGAGAUGGAGAUAGAUCAUUUCUGACUUUCUAUGAACUGGAUGUUUUACUACAUCUAUAAUAAUGGUCGUUAGCCAUGUCUGUGUUGGUGUUCAUGCUGAGAAUGAUAAACUUCAUGCGUAGUUUGACAGGAACAACUGGAAAUAUUCUGUGGAGAUGAAUAUUUUCUAGCUUGUUUGAAUUUCACAUUUCACAAAAGCUAAGUGUGACAUUUAGUUGGUGGAUCACCCUUUUUCUGAAAUAUGUGUUAUUUUGCAUUGAGUUACAUUUUGUAUCGCUAUUGUAGUUCUUCAUGCUCAUCAUUUGUUUCUAAAAAUGUGGUAAACAGUCUGCCAGAGGGCAGGGCAGAAGUCUAAAAGCAUUCCAUAUCAUAUAAGGUAUUUAUAAUGCAAACAUAAAUUGUUGUUGUCUGUGUUAUAUUUGGUGGCAUUGAGGUGAAUCAGGCAUUACAUCUUCAUAGAAAUUAUUUUAAAUGCAAUAAAAGUAAUGUCUUUUAUCUAUUGGACUUGUAAGUUUUUAUCUUGAAGAUAAUUUUGUGCAAUUUCUUUUUGUGUGAUCAAAAUACUAUAUAGUGCUUUUCCUAGAACACAUGCCAUGAACAUCUAAUGCCAUGGAGUAGAAAUCCUUGGAUUUGAUUAAGUGAUAAAAGCUUCUUUGCAUGAAAUGUUAAUCUUGUUAAUCUGUUCAAAACAGUAACUGGCUUUAGUUUAUUUUGCAACAAAAUAUGUUAUGAACCCCUCCAUGUCUCUGCCUUUAAACUGAGCACAAAGCUACCUAAAGCUAUAUAUAUUACAUAACUGUGCAUCCUUUAUUGUCUUUUGUGAAAAACAAUUUUAGUAAUUCUGAUGUAUAAUCAUGGCUACUUUAUACAUAUUUGUACUGGUUUUCUAGAUGUAAACUGAUUUUGCAAUGCAUGACGCACAGUUAUCUUGAAAACAUGUUAUUUCGGUCUGAUGACUUGUAAUAAGAGAGAACCAGAAGUAUGGAAAUAAACGUUCUUGGAAUGUAGGAUAUCACCCUGACAUUAGGGCCCACAAGUCCCAAGUGAACAUUUAGGGAAAAGCUGUUUAGAUCUGCAUGUCUAUUGCUUGGUACAAACGGUACUGUAAAGUCUCAGUGUGUAGCUCACAUGCACAGUUUAGUCUUGAGAUUGGCUGUCUUGCCAGAGUUUGCUCUUGUGAGUCCUGCACAUUAUGUGUUCUUGGAUGCAUUCCUGAUUAUAUUUCCACAGUCACAUGGGAGAUUUGAAACAAUGAUUUUGGAAAGAGAGAUACAGGUUAAGUUGCAAUGCUUAAGGACAAAUAUCCUUUUCAUCUGUAUGCUAGGCUUACUGGCAGAUAACUGUUGCCUGUUUUAUUGUACUGUUUGUUUCAGAACUUGAUCAUAUUUUUAUGUCUGUGCUAGUUGCAAAAUAAUAAAAUCCCUUUGUGGGUGAAA
Messenger RNA from Pomacea canaliculata, 8332 nucleotides. RefSeq names its product E3 ubiquitin-protein ligase RNF19B-like. Lineage: Eukaryota; Metazoa; Mollusca; Gastropoda; Architaenioglossa; Ampullariidae. Gene Ontology annotation, biological process: ubiquitin-dependent protein catabolic process; protein polyubiquitination; positive regulation of proteasomal ubiquitin-dependent protein catabolic process. The record is from RefSeq and is a predicted model, not a curated record. The coding region runs from base 248 to 3016 and encodes 922 amino acids. The transcript has 10 exons. Gene Ontology annotation, cellular component: ubiquitin ligase complex; cytoplasm. Gene Ontology annotation, molecular function: ubiquitin conjugating enzyme binding; zinc ion binding; ubiquitin protein ligase activity.